This is a messenger RNA of Dipodomys ordii (Ord's kangaroo rat), 3865 nucleotides long. It is a transcript of the gene Rasa3, whose product is annotated as RAS p21 protein activator 3. The coding region runs from base 118 to 2526 and encodes 802 amino acids. Gene Ontology annotation, biological process: regulation of GTPase activity; intracellular signal transduction; negative regulation of Ras protein signal transduction. Gene Ontology annotation, molecular function: GTPase activator activity. The transcript is spliced from 25 exons. Lineage: Eukaryota; Metazoa; Chordata; Mammalia; Rodentia; Heteromyidae. The record is from RefSeq and is a predicted model, not a curated record.
UGACUUUGUGAGUCAGCAGUACAGAUGGCGUUUUGUCAGUAUUUUCACUGGUAGAAGAAAACCAAGGCUGUGAAGUGUGAAGCCAAGAAUCUUCCCUCCUAUCCGGGGCCAAACAAGAUGAGAGAUUGCUAUUGUACUGUGAACCUGGACCAGGAGGAGGUUUUCCGGACCAAGAUUGUGGAAAAGUCACUCUGUCCCUUUUAUGGAGAAGACUUUUACUGUGAAAUUCCUCGGAGUUUUCGUCACCUCUCGUUUUACAUUUUCGAUAGAGACGUAUUCCGGAGGGAUUCCAUCAUAGGGAAGGUGGCCAUCCAGAAAGAGGACCUGCAGAAGUACCACAACAGGGACACGUGGUUCCAGCUGCAGCACGUAGAUGCGGACUCAGAGGUGCAGGGCAAGGUCCAUCUGGAGCUGAGGCUGAGUGAGGUCAUCACUGACACAGGCAUUGUUUGCCAUAAGCUUGCAGCACGAAUCUUCGAGUGCCAAGGACUGCCCAUUGUGAAUGGGCAGUGUGACCCCUAUGCCACAGUGACCCUGGCCGGACCCUUCAGGUCGGAAGCCAAGAAGACAAAAGUGAAGAAGAAGACCAACAACCCCCAGUUUGAUGAGGUGUUUUAUUUUGAGGUCACCAGACCCUGCAGCUACAGCAAGAAGUCCCAUUUUGACUUUGAAGAGGAAGAUGUAGACAAACUUGAAAUUCGAGUUGACCUCUGGAAUGCCAGCAACCUGAAGUUUGGAGACGAAUUUUUAGGGGAGCUAAGGAUUCCGCUCAAAGUGCUGCGACAGUCUAGUUCCUAUGAAGCAUGGUAUUUCCUCCAGCCACGGGACAAUGGCAGCAAGAGCCUAAAGCCUGAUGACCUGGGCUCCUUGAGGCUGAAUGUAGUUUAUACCGAGGACCACGUCUUCUCUUCCGACUACUACAGCCCCCUGCGGGACCUGCUGUUAAAGUCUGCAGAUGUGGAGCCUGUCUCAGCCUCAGCCGCUCACAUCCUGGGUGAGGUAUGCAGAGAGAAGCAGGAGGCAGCCAUCCCCCUGGUGCGGCUGCUGCUGCAUUAUGGCAAGGUGGUGCCCUUCAUCAGCGCCAUCGCCAGUGCAGAGGUGAAGAGGACCCAAGACCCCAACACAAUCUUCCGAGGAAACUCACUGACAUCCAAGUGCAUAGAUGAGACAAUGAAGCUGGCAGGCAUGCACUACCUACAUGUCACCUUGAAGUCCACCAUAGAAGAGAUUUGCCAGAGCCACAGGUCCUGUGAAAUCGACCCAGUCAAGUUGCGAGAUGGCGAAAAUCUUGAGAACAACAUGGAGAGCCUUCGGCAGUAUGUGGACCGCAUCUUCACCGUCAUCACCAAGUCAGGGGUGAGCUGCCCCACUGUCAUGUGUGACAUCUUCUUCUCCUUGAGGGAGGCAGCUGCCAAGCGCUUCCAAGAUGACCUGGAUGUGAGGUACACUGCUGUGAGUAGCUUCAUCUUCCUGAGAUUCUUUGCUCCUGCUAUUUUGUCCCCAAACCUCUUCCAGCUGACACCUCACCACACGGAUCCACAAACAUCCAGAACCCUGACACUUAUCUCAAAAACAAUCCAGACUCUCGGAAGCUUGUCCAAGUCAAAGUCAGCAAGUUUUAAGGAGUCAUAUAUGGCAACAUUUUACGAAUUCUUCAAUGAGCAGAAGUAUGCUGAUGCUGUAAAAAAUUUCUUGGAUUUGAUUUCAUCGUCGGGAAGAAGGGACCCUAAGAGCAUAGAGCAGCCAAUCCUGCUUAAAGAAGGGUUUAUGAUUAAGAGGGCACAAGGAAGAAAACGCUUUGGGAUGAAGAAUUUCAAGAAGAGAUGGUUUCGCCUGACAAACCAUGAGUUCACCUACCAGAAAAGCAAAGGAGACCAGCCCCUCUGCAGCAUCCCCAUUGAGAACAUCCUGGCUGUGGAGCGGCUGGAGGAGGAGUCCUUCAGAAUGAAAAACAUGUUCCAGGUGAUCCAGCCCGAGCGUGCAUUGUACAUUCAGGCCAACAACUGUGUGGAGGCCAAGGAUUGGAUCGACACCCUUACCAAAGUGAGCCAGUGUAACCAGAAGCGCCUCACUGUCUUCCACCCAUCUGCCUACCUGAAUGGUCACUGGCUGUGCUGCCGGGCUUCCUCCGACACAGCCCCUGGCUGCACACCCUGCACUGGUGGCCUCCCUGCAAACAUCCAGCUGGACAUUGACGGGGACCGAGAGACAGAACGUAUCUAUUCCCUCUUCAACCUGUACAUGAGCAAGCUGGAGAAGAUGCAGGAGGCCUGUGGGAGCAAGUCAGUGUAUGACGGCCCAGAGCAGGAGGAGUACUCCACCUUCAUCAUCGAUGACCCCCAGGAGACCUACAAGACGCUGAAGCAGGUCAUUGCCGGGGUGGGAACCCUGGAACAGGAGCAUGCCCAGUACCGGAGGGAUAAGUUCAAGAAGACGAGAUAUGGCAGCCAGGAGCACCCCAUUGGAGACAAGAGCUUCCAGAACUACAUCAGGCAACAGUCCGAGGUCUCCACCCAUUCCAUUUAAAGUCUCUGGUGCCACCAGAUGCUUCAGGAAACCCACGGCACUGGGAGCAGGCCCCAGUGGGCCAUCUGUGAGCUGGGCGAACCCUUCCCCCACAAGAGCCCUUGCUGAGGCCUACACCUUACUUACUUCACCCAUCUGCCAGAGGCAGGCCAUAUGAGCCAUUUGGGAACAUGUGGUCAUUUAUCUUCUUACUCACUUUGGCUUCAUGGGGAUCCAGAGAUCCAUGGGCUGAUGGGGCGGCGUGGGCUUUCGAGUAACCCCGCCUCGCCCUUCCUUGGGUAACAGAGCCAGCCCAGUCAUAGCCGUGUGCGUUCUGCAGUGUGUGCACUUCUGUUCCCUGCUGUUGCCCUUUGGCCUGGCCUGCACCUAUGUGGCCUUCCGUUCCUCACCCUGUUUCACUGUAUUUGGAACCUCAAGAGCAGUAUUUUUCAAGCCUGCUGUCUCUGCUGCCCUGAGCAGGUAGCCUCUCCAUUCGGCUUGUGUUGGUUUUGUUCUUGGCUGAAGGGUCAGUUUUACGGCAUGGAUACACAGAAUGGCAGAGAAGUUCAAAUUUGGUCUUCAGGGAAAUGAAGCCCUUUCUGCAGAGUCCCUAGCUGGGGGAGCAGGUCUAGUUAUCUCUAGAUGACCAUUAACACCCCAGCUGGAGCACACGGUGUCUUUAAAACUAGAAUCUAGAUGUUAAGCUACUAGGAUGGAAAUUUGGGGAGGACUUUUUAACUAGAAAUGUUCAUUUUUCAGGCUGUUUUUUGUAAUGUUUUUAAAGGACCGUUUUUAACUAGCUCUUUAAUGUACUCAUGAAAGGAGAUGCUGCAGAGAACAAAUACAAAGGGAAUGGUGUGUCUCACCAGCAGACUGACUACAGUCCUCAGAAGGAGGGACCUGGGUUUGAGGCUGUGUCCACCUACACCUCAGCCCCAGGAGGCCGGGCAGGGCAAUGGCUGGGUCACUUUUUAUUGGGGGGGAGGAGGGUCCUAAAAGGGGCAAGCAGACCACUUCAGCUGAGUUACACACUGCUUCUGGAACCUCAUCCUACAGGUCUCCCCGCGGGGCAGAGCCUGAAGGCACUCGGAAGACACUCCACUGGUCCUGGUACCCGUGUCUCUGCUCCUAUUUGGACUACAGUCCAGACUUGUAGUCUGGAGAUGGCAUAUAGUAACAGUACUUGUCAUCACUGUAGAAGUGGAAGUGCGAAAAACACACUUUUGAAUACACAGCUAUUUGCUGCACUGAGCUGCAAUUUUUAACAUGGAUUUGUAACUUAAUGUCUCUGUUUAUAAAAUACUAAUGAUUUGCGAUGUAUUUUACUGGCCAAUUAAAACAGAUGUUUUAUUCUUUGUGA